Molecule: messenger RNA, 1404 nt
Organism: Podospora anserina S mat+
Lineage: Eukaryota; Fungi; Ascomycota; Sordariomycetes; Sordariales; Podosporaceae
Exons: 1
Coding region: 1-1404 (467 amino acids)
Biological process (GO): adenylate cyclase-modulating G protein-coupled receptor signaling pathway
Cellular component (GO): heterotrimeric G-protein complex
Molecular function (GO): guanyl nucleotide binding; GTPase activity; G-protein beta/gamma-subunit complex binding
Source: RefSeq, a predicted model, not a curated record
AUGAAAUCCAUUCCUCGUUCUACAACAACAACCGCGAAGACCGACAUACUGAUUGCUGACAACUCGGGACUCUCGGAUGAGGAGGAUCAUCUCACAAUGAGCGCUACACCGACAACAAAGGUUUUUUGGCAACUCACACAUGCAAAUGCGCCUUCUUCAGGUGUUGUUUCCAAAAGAGCCAAGCGCAAGAGAGCUCGCUCGACGGGUUGCUUCGGCAUACCAUUCGACCUGCUCGCCUUCCUCCGCAGCAUGUCGGUCUUUCCGCUGGAUCCCAAACAAAACAACAACACCAAGAGGAUUCAGUCAUCAUCACCACAUUUUGAGUCUGAGAAGGUCGGGGAGGUGAAAAAAUCCUCAACAUGGCCACUUCUCAACUCGGCCAAAGCACAAGCCGCCCACGAAGCUCGCCUGGCAACGAAGCGCUCGGCAGCGAUCGAUCGGCAGCUUGAACUGGACCGUGAAGCCUGGUGCCGAAAGGCCCAGGUCAUGGUCACUAGCUGUGGGCCGAUCAACUGCGAAGGGAAGACCUUAUUUUUCGAUCAAAUGAGAAGGAGCAGCUCACCGGGAUCUUACGAGAAUCAUGAGCCAUUCACCAAUCAACCAACGGAGAACCCAGCUGGGCAAGUGAUAGAUGCCACGAUAAAGGAAAUGCAGCGAAUCCUGCAAGAAAUCCACAUGCAGGCAACACAUCACUACAAGACUUCCGAUAUAGAGAUGGAAGAGCCCCUCACCACGUUACUCUCUACCGCCAAAACCCUCUACGAGACUGACCUCCACACCCUCGGCCAACUACCCCAGGUCAACCCCCGCAGCCUCGCUCUCAUCAACCAGAUCACCAAGUUAUGGUCUGAUCCCGCCUGGACAAAACUCUGCUACACCACCCUAGGCAGAUCAAAACCCUUCACCUCCCUCGUCCUCUCCCUCCUCACCCGCUCUUUUUCUCCAUCAUACACCCCCACCUCAACCGACCUCUCCCACAUCAAGCACUUCUCCUCCGCACCAAGAACCCUCCACCGCGAAGCCCUCACCCCUUUCCCCGCCACCUCCUCUCUCGAAUUCGACCUGAUUGACCGCGACAACACAAGCUGCUGCUCCUUCCUACGCCGCAAAAUCUUCAACUUUCUCUCCCCCAACCUGUCGGUGAUCAUGCUAGUCGAUCUGGCUAGUUAUUCGCAGGCUCUGUGGGAAGACAGCAGCACCAACCAGCUCCGGGAGUCGCUGCUCGCUUUUGAGGGACUGCUCAACGACAGGCGGUACGCCCAGCAGGCGAGGGGGGCGAUGAUGCUGCUUUUGUGGAAUAGCGAGGGGUUGGAGGCGCAGCUGGGGGAGAGGCCGUUGGGGAGGUAUAUGAAGGAGUUCAAGGGGAGGAGGGGGGAGGAGAGCGCGUGGUGCAAGAAGAUUUGA